AUUACGCUUAGAUUUAAUGAUCUGUGGGUUUAGAAUGUCUUUAAAAAGAAGAGGACGGUCAUAGUUCUCAAAGCAAAUUUUCACCAUGGCGACGGCGCACUUUAACAAGAAAACUGAUUGAAAGAAUUAUGCUCAUCGGCUCUAUAGACGGGUGCCAAGCGCACCUUUGACGCGAGCAGGAAAUGACCUUGACCUCGCAUGACAACAUUCACAUGUGCUUGAGCUUCCUCAAAGUGAAAUCGUCUCUACAUUAUGACUAAAUUCUCAAAAUAGACGAAACGCAUAUGUUAGGUACAACAUGUUCAAGAGAACCAGUUUGAGUGAAGAAUCCAUUCAGGAAUCGGACAGAGUGGUCAAGUUUCAUGAGGCAAUUCGUCAAGGUGAAGAAGAAAUGGUUUUGACAUUUCUACAGAGUGGUAUGAACGUGAAUGCAGAUAUCAACUACGAGUCUCCAUUAGCCACUGCGGCCCAGUGUGGCAGAACCAGUAUCGCUAAGAUGCUGAUCGAACAUGGGUGUAGUGUGAACACACUGGAUCGCUAUCUCAAGUCUCCUCUGUUUGUUGCGGUGCAGUCCAAUGACAGAGAACUUGUGAAAGUCCUCAUCCGAGCUGGAGCUAACCUCAAACAUAAACGCUUUAAUGGAUACACACCGCUGCACGAGGCUGUAAGCAGGGGUCGCGAUGGGGUUGUCAUGGAGCUCCUGUCUGCAGGCGCCGAUGUCCAUGUUGUCGACAAUGGCAAGGAAACACCACUACAUAUUGCCUGCUUGUUUGGACACACUGCCAUCGUUCAGAUGCUGCUGGGUGCGGGGGCCAGUGUAAAUGCCACCAAGGGCCCCCGGGGAGUGUCACCAAUACAUCUGGCUGCAUUUCAAGGUUCUCCCAAGACCAUUCAUAUGCUGGUCAAUGCUGGAGCAGACGUGGACUGUAUCAACGAUGACAACAAGCGUGCUCCGAUACACUUCGCCUGCAUCAAGAACAACUAUCAGGGAUUGGAAGCUCUACUGUCACAUGGUUGUAAAGUAAAUAUUUUGAGUAUGGAGAAUGAUGAAGCGAAAACACCCCUAUUAAAAGCUAUUGAAUGUGGACACUUAGCAAUCAUCAACAGACUGAUUGAUUCUGGAGCAGAUGUAGAUUUAGGUGACCACUAUGGAGUUACUCCCCUUAUCACGUCCAUAUUCAAAUUUAAUGCCGUGAUAGCAGCUAUAUUAUUAAGAGCUGGGUGUGACGUCAACAAACCAUGUCGCAACAAGCUAACAGCCUUCACAGCAGCAGUAGCCCACUGUGCCCAGUACAACAUCGCCAAGAUGGUGCUUCUGUCCGGCUACCGCGUCACACCCGGGGAUAUCAAGCAGCUGCAGAAACUCCCCAUCACAGAAACAAUGUCCACAGAAGAUCUGAGUCAGUUGCAGUUUCUCAUCAACGGAGUUGCCAGUCUAAAACGUCAGUGCCGACAGGCGGUGAGAGGUUACCUUGGUGACAGGCCGGCAAGGAAGUUUUCGCAACUUCCUCUACCACAAUCCGUCCGUGACUAUCUGGAUUUUCCUGAGUUGGAUGACUUUGUGACCUCUAGGGCUUGAAAUACUGUUUAGGAUUCUCAAGAUUCAAUUUUGUUAGAUUGAUGCUCUCAAAUCUAAUUAGGCAUUCAUUAAGAUUAGCGACCGCAAGAAUAGAGUUUGAAAUUCAAAUUCUUGGACUUAUUCUAUAGUUUCAUGCAGAAUAAAUAUACCGUAUACGACGUAAUUAAGCGCCCAGGGUGCUCUCAAAAUUAGAAUAUUAUUUUGGUGAAAGAAACAGAGUUGAAAGAUAAAUUUCGUGGUUUAUGCUGACAGCCUGAAAUGUACGAC
This is a messenger RNA of Haliotis rufescens (red abalone), 1846 nucleotides long. RefSeq names its product serine/threonine-protein phosphatase 6 regulatory ankyrin repeat subunit A-like. Bases 299 to 1579 code for a protein of 426 amino acids. Gene Ontology annotation, cellular component: nucleus. The record is from RefSeq and is a predicted model, not a curated record. The transcript is spliced from 6 exons. Gene Ontology annotation, biological process: intracellular signal transduction; positive regulation of transcription by RNA polymerase II. NCBI's taxonomy places the organism in Eukaryota, Metazoa, Mollusca, Gastropoda, Lepetellida, Haliotidae. Gene Ontology annotation, molecular function: protein binding; transcription cis-regulatory region binding.